UUUUUAUCUYGUACUUAUGCCUGCAUAUUGUUGCAGAUUCCUUUGGUUCUCGGUACAAGAUGAAGUGCCCUUGUUCAAGAAGACGAGCGCUGCCAAUCAUCCUCUUAGUUGCCUUUCUUUUCUACAUCGCUCUUGCCCUAAGAAUUUUUAGCAAGCAAGGAGUACAUCGAAUAAAUGAUGCCCUCCAGGAGUUUUCCUCCAAAGUACACAGGACAGAACGAGUUCCACCAUUUAGUACGAUAACAAGUGAGAAACCUCCAUGCCUUUCGGCAGUGUCUAAGAGGUGGAGGUUCAUGUACAAUCCGUCAGAACAUUUUGGAAAGAGUAAGUUUCCCCUCAUUACACCACAUGUUCAACCGAAUCUSACUUGUGAAGAAARAAAUCUUUAUAUUGUGGUCGUUGUGAAUUCUGAUGCUAAUGCUAUUAAUCAUCGAGAUUUGAGAAAAGCUAUUCGACAAACAUGGGGCAAUUCAACUAAUGAUGCCAAGUGGAAACUUUUUUUUUCGCUUGGAAUGACACCAGAUAACGACAAAAACAGAUAUAACGARCAUGAUGCGCUUCAACAUAACGAUGUUAUCAUUGGUAAAUUUAACGACACUUACAGAAACAUUCCUAUUAAAACCUUUAUGAGCCACUGGUGGGCGUACAAUACGUUAUCGUGUCAGUACGUACUCAAGACGGAUGAUGACGUUUACGUACGUGUUCCCAGACUAACGCAAUGGUUGACGGAUGCAGGUUCUCCUUUCCGUUUCUACGGUGGAUAUAUCAACCAGGYACCUUUCGUAUUUCGCGAUCCAAAAAGCAAAUGGUAUAUUUCUGUUGAACAAUUCAAAGAAAAGAAGUGGCCUACMUUUUGUCACGGUGCUUUCCAAGUCCUUUCAGUAGAUCUUUUACCGGCCUAUUUCUACUAUACGCAAGUUCACUAUCCAUUUCACACUGAUGAUGCAUAUAUGGGUGUUUUGGCUAGAGACUUUGGAGUUAAAGUUACGGGAUUACCUGGUUUUACUACUAAGACUAAGCCUAAAACGAACUGUGAAUAUUUAGCUGCCACAGCUUUCGGUCACGAUAUCGAUCCUACAUAUAUGGUUAGAAUACACGAGACUUACAAGAAACUAGCCCUCGACAAGACACUU
Exaiptasia diaphana is the source of this 1133-nucleotide messenger RNA. Its product is annotated as beta-1,3-galactosyltransferase 5. Gene Ontology annotation, cellular component: membrane. NCBI's taxonomy places the organism in Eukaryota, Metazoa, Cnidaria, Anthozoa, Actiniaria, Aiptasiidae. Gene Ontology annotation, molecular function: hexosyltransferase activity. The record is from RefSeq and is a predicted model, not a curated record.